CAUGCAACCAGGACCCUCGAUUUCAAACGAAGAAGGUGGGACCUGAAAUCGAAACUCAAAAGCUUGACAUGUUUUUAAUUUAGCCACCUUCUCUUAAUUAUCCAGACAUGAAGAUUGUCCGUACAGUGAUGCGCGCGAAUUUGGUUGUGAUGUGAUCGUUUAUGUUAUGACGUCGUUUAUCUCUGCCAUUUUUUCCCCCCAUUUCCAUCUCUCCUCUCCUUCCGUCAACCCAAAAUGCGCUAUCCCCCGUUUUCUCAGCUCCUUCAAGCGUUAUGGAUGGCAAAUGCUGACAAAGGGAACAACCGAAAGAAGAAAAAGAUCUGUUAUUUCUGUGAUGUUUUCGGAGUAGUUUUCUGUAAUGACCAGAAAAAGAAGGCAGAGUAGAAGGAAAAGGUUCCUUCUUAGUCUUGAGAGGGCGACUGAAGAUUUCCUGAACCAUAUUCUGCAGGAGAAGCCCCGGGUUCUAUUGUUUAUUCCUCUCAUAUUGAUUGUUUGGGCAAUUGAGAGAUGGCUAUUCUCUUUAGCCACUUGGAUUCCGCUUGCACUCGCUGUAUGCGCCACUAGACAGUAUGGGAUUUAUCAAUGCAAACUACUUGCGGAGGAAUUGAAUAAUAAAUGGAAGCGAGUCGUUCUGAAUACCUCGCCCAUCACACCAUUUGAGCCCUGUGAGUGGCUGAAUAAGCUGUUGACACAAGUUUGGUUCAACUAUUACAACCCAAAGCUUUCAAGAAGGCUAUCAGCUAUAUUCGAGAAACGCUUAAAGCUCCGGAAACCAGGACUUAUUGAAAGAAUUCAGCUGCAGGAGUUUUCACUUGGAACAUGCCCUCCUAGCUUGGGUCUUCGGGGGAUCCGCUGGUCAACUUCUGGAGACCAGCGAAUAUUGCAAAUGGGUCUUGAUUGGGACACAAAUGAAAUGAGUAUUUUGAUGCUGGUCAAGCUUGCAAAGCCAUUAAUGGGAACUGCCCGGAUUGUGAUCAACAGUCUUCAUAUUAAGGGUGACCUUCUUUCUAUGCCAAUUCUAGAUGGUAAAGCACUUCUGUAUUCAUUUGUGUCAACUCCUGAGGUGAGAAUAGGAGUUGCCUUUGGAAGCGGUGGAAGCCAAUCACUUCCUGCCACCGUGUUGCCUGGUGUUUCUUCUUGGCUGGUUAAACUUUUUACCGAAACCUUAUUCAAAACAAUGGUAGAACCUCGCCGCCGAUGUUUGUAUUUGCCUGUUGUAGAUUUUAGGAGAAAGGCAGUAGGAGGCAUUGUAUAUGUUACUGUGAUUUCGGCAAAUAAACUUUCCAGGAGUUGCUUCAAGGGAAGGCAACAAGAUGGUUCAAGCAAUGGCCCUUUGGAUGCCAACUUGGAUGAAAAAGACCUACAGACAUUUGUGGAGGUAGAACUUGAGGAAUUAACUAGGAGAACAGAUGUCAGACUGGGAUCAACUCCUAGAUGGGAUGCAGCAUUUAAUAUGGUUUUACAUGAUAGUACAGGAACUCUUCGUUUUAAUCUUUACGAGUGUCCUCCUAGCAGUGUGAAGUAUGACUAUUUGAGCACUUGUGAGAUCAAGAUGAGGCAUGUUGAAGACGACUCAACAGUAAUUUGGGCAAUAGGACCUGAUUCUGGUAUUAUAGCAAAGCAUGCAGAGUGUUCAGGAGAAGAGGUUGAAGUAGUUGUUCCAUUCGAGGGGGUCAGCUCCGGAGAGUUGAAGGUGAGAAUUAUAGUAAAAGAGUGGCAAUUCUCUGAUGGUUCACAUAGUUUGAACAACUUCCGUAUCAACUCUCAGCAUUCACUUAAUGGGUCAUCACAACUUCUGUCAAGAACCGGAAGGAAACUUAACAUAACUGUCGUGGAAGGAAAGAAUUUUGCUGUGAAAGACAAAUCUGGAAAGUUUGAACCCUACGUUAAAUUGCAGUAUGGAAAGAAUGUCCAAAGAACAAGGACUUCUCAUACCUCAAGUCCUAUCUGGAAUCAUAAGUUUGAGUUUGAUGAGAUUGGUGGGGGCGAACACCUGAGAUUAAAAUGCUUCAGUGAUGAAAUUUUUGGAGAUGAAAACAUUGGUAGUGCUAUUGUAAAUUUGGAAGGAUUGGUGGAAGGGAAUGUAAGGGAUGUGUGGAUCCCUCUUGAAAGAGUGAGUUCUGGAGAAGUAAGACUUCAAAUAGCUGUUAUGGUGGAUGAUAAAAAAGGCUCAAGGGGUUCAGGUCUGGGCUCAGAGCAUGGUUGGAUUGAACUUGAUCUGGUAGAAGCAAGGGAUCUAAUUGGUGUCGAUCUCAGAGGGACGAGUGACCCAUACGUGAGGGUAAACUAUGGACAGUUGAAGAAAAAGACCAAGGUCAUACACAAAACUCUUAAUCCUCAAUGGAACCAGACAUUAGAGUUCCCGGAUGACGGGAGUCGCCUUGUACUGCACGUGAAGGACCAUAAUUCAUUGCUUCCGACACAGAGCCUUGGUGAAUGUGUAGUGGACUAUCAGAGGUUGCCUCCAAACCAGAUGGCCGACAAAUGGAUCCCUCUCCAAGGGGUUAAAAGGGGUGAGAUUCACGUUCGAAUUACCAGGAAAGUUCCAGAAAUGCGCAAGAGACCUUCUUUAGACUCUGCUCCUUCCUUGAGUAAACUACACCAAAUUCCUGCCCAGAUAAAACAGAUGAUAAUCAAGUUUCGAGGUUUAAUAGAGGAUGGAAAUCUUGAAGAAGUAUCUGCAAGUUUGAGCGAGCUUGAAAAUCUAGAAGAUAUACAGAAAGGGUAUAUAGUGCAGCUGGAGACAGAGCAAAUGGUUCUUCUACGCAAAAUAAAGGAGCUGGGUCUGGAGAUCAGUAAUGGCAAUGGCAAUUCUACCUCCACCCUGAGCAGAAGAUCUUCUAGUCUUCGAUAAUUUUUCACCUGACACAGACAGUUCUUGUGCAUGUUUCUCACACCACCAAGUCGUCUUCUUAUGGUUGCAUUGCAUCUCAUAUAGCAAUUAAUUGUACAUGUUUGUUUGAUCAGUUUUUUAAGCUAGAACAAGAUCCCUUUGUUGGAAGAGGGAUGAAGCAGUGUUCACUCUCUCACAAGCGUAUAUAGUAUAUUCUCCGGUAUUUCCUUUGAAUUUUGAAGAAGUAAGUGAAAAUUAACUUGUUAGUAUCAAUGGAACGAACUUGCCUA
Prosopis cineraria is the source of this 3123-nucleotide messenger RNA. RefSeq lists its product as uncharacterized. The coding region runs from base 359 to 2854 and encodes 831 amino acids. The record is from RefSeq and is a predicted model, not a curated record. Gene Ontology annotation, molecular function: lipid binding. The transcript has 15 exons. NCBI's taxonomy places the organism in Eukaryota, Viridiplantae, Streptophyta, Magnoliopsida, Fabales, Fabaceae.